Messenger RNA from Aspergillus eucalypticola CBS 122712, 453 nucleotides. RefSeq lists its product as uncharacterized. The transcript has a single exon. The coding region runs from base 108 to 359 and encodes 83 amino acids. Lineage: Eukaryota; Fungi; Ascomycota; Eurotiomycetes; Eurotiales; Aspergillaceae. The record is from RefSeq and is a predicted model, not a curated record.
GUCAGCAAAGAAGCCAGCACUAAUCUAACUAGUAGUUGAUAGCGUAACUUUUCCCCGGGAUCAUUGCGGGAUGACAGCAGCCAGUGAUACUGCGGGCUAGAGACGCCAUGCAUUCGUUGGUAUUUACCCAACGUCGCUGCAGGCUUCCGAUACGUUCCCUCGCUGCACGAUUCCAUCCACCGCUAUUGUGUACCUCAUUCCUUUUCGAUAUUAUUUGUUCUAGUUCUCCUGGAGAUUGGUCUUGUCUAGUGGGUUCCGCAAGGGUUGGGGUGGUUGAGCCAGUUGAUGGUUGUCCAAUGACCGCAGCCCCAUAUAAAUUACCACCGAUCACACUCCGGACUUGCACGUUCAGCUAUUGAACCUUCUUCUUUACAACACCCAUGUUCUGGAAACUGGGUUCCUUAUUGGCGCUGUACCUUUUUUCUUUAUGGGCUUCAUUAUCAUCACCCAGAA